Messenger RNA from Desarmillaria tabescens, 1266 nucleotides. RefSeq lists its product as uncharacterized. The transcript has 21 exons. The record is from RefSeq and is a predicted model, not a curated record. NCBI's taxonomy places the organism in Eukaryota, Fungi, Basidiomycota, Agaricomycetes, Agaricales, Physalacriaceae. The coding region runs from base 276 to 1193 and encodes 305 amino acids.
AUUGCUAGCGAUAAGCAUACACAUUCUCUCAUGAUGAUCAGCCGAACGUUGGGAGCUAGUAAGUUCUUUUUAAAGCCUUCAGACUACCACAGAUCAGGCCUUUCCGAUUUUCGAAUUUUCGAAUUACGUCCGCUGACAACGCCGCCUUGGCGCAUACUCACACACAGGCUAUAGCCUCUUCUAUAAGUAUCUAACCGGACUCACUGCUUCGUUCUCCCUCUCCCCCGCCCUCAAUCUUCAGUCACUUUCGACGCUACUAAUUCAAGCCCAGCAGUAUGACUGAAUCUCAGUCGUAUUGGGCUGCAUUCACCCUCCAAACCUACAAUUGCGCCUAUGCAGUUAUGAUUUGGGAUACUUUGUUGACUCUAUCCGAAGAGAAACGAAAGGUUUGGGAUCGAGAAUGGAGUCCAGCGAAAGUCAUAUUCUUCUUCAACCGUUAUUAUGGUCUGGCGUCGAUCACAAUGAAUUUAUGUUUCUAUAACAUACAAGUCAGCACUGAAGAGUGCGCCAAGUAUGUGAAAGCGGAGCCGUUGCUUGGUAACUUCGCUAUUCUAUCUUAUCAGAGCAUCCUUCUGCUUCGCUGUUAUGCUGUCUGGUUACGAGACAAGAGAAUUUUAUUCGGUGGAAUAGCCAUUUUGGUCUGCCAGUUCGUGGAGGCCAUGUACGCGAUUUCUGGUUUCUUCCCUCUUCCAAUAACAACUGAAACAGGACCGUGUGUUGUUCAAGGGCAGAAAUUCUGGAUUGCGAGCGUCUUCCUCUUCCCCACCCUAACCGACACGAUCCUGACCGUGGUUACCUUCGCUCGGGUACUGUACAUCGUCCCAAAGACGAGGUCCUCCGUAAUAUCACGGUUCUUGAAAGAAGGGUUCCUCUUUUUCCUUAUUGUCUUCGUUGGCAACUGUGCAAACGGUAUACUAUAUCUCCAGGCGAAUAAGGACAUAUCCACGAUUUUUAGCGGGUUUGCCAUAAUCUCCGGUAACGUCUGUGGAAACCAUCUUCUUCUUGGCGCUCGGCACGACGGUUCAGCGGCCUCUACGUCGGACUUUGCCCCCGGGACUGGCCCUGGCCAUGAUCGCGGUGUAUGGCCUGGAUCUGGGGUUCUUGUUCAUACGACUGUGGACGUCGCAUUGAGCGACUUGCCCACUAACAAGAGAUUGGAGGAUCUGGAGCGUACGGAGAGCCUUCGGAAGUAGCAUUGUGCAAGUCGACUCUGUUCAUAAGCCUUCUUCACGUUGAGCUUGAAGUUUGAGAAUGCGGUAUGCGGUU